CUGCUGCGGUGCUGCAGGUGUAAAGAUGGCGAUGAAGGCGCUCAGAGGGAUGGUGAACGGGGCCAUGAGCGAGCUGUCCUCGGCCGUCAGCGGGAACAAACCGCCGGCCGCCGCCCCGACCGCCGCCGCCUCCCGGGAGCACGUGAUGGCCGUGAGCCGGGAUUACAUCUCCCAGCCCCGCCUCACCUAUAAAACGGUGUCGGGGGUCAACGGGCCGCUGGUGAUCCUGGAUCAGGUGAAGUUUCCUCGAUACGCAGAGAUCGUCCAUCUCACGCUGCCGGACGGGACCAAGAGGAGCGGGCAGGUCCUGGAGGUCACCGGCUCCAAAGCUGUGGUGCAGGUGUUUGAGGGGACUUCAGGUAUCGAUGCCAAGAAGACGAGCUGCGAGUUCACAGGAGACAUCUUACGGACGCCCGUCUCUGAGGACAUGUUGGGCCGUGUGUUUAAUGGAUCUGGUAAACCCAUCGACAGGGGACCAUCAGUCCUGGCUGAAGACUUCCUGGACAUCAUGGGUCAGCCUAUAAACCCUCAGUGUCGGAUCUACCCCGAGGAGAUGAUCCAGACGGGAAUAUCAGCCAUCGACGGCAUGAACAGCAUCGCCAGAGGACAGAAAAUACCCAUCUUCUCUGCUGCGGGCCUGCCACACAACGAGAUCGCGGCUCAGAUCUGUCGGCAGGCCGGUUUGGUGAAGAAGUCCAAAGACGUGAUGGACUACAGCGAGGACAACUUCGCCAUCGUGUUUGCAGCCAUGGGGGUAAACAUGGAGACAGCCCGGUUCUUUAAGUCGGACUUUGAGGAGAACGGUUCCAUGGACAACGUCUGCUUGUUCCUCAACCUGGCCAACGACCCCACCAUCGAGCGAAUCAUCACACCCCGUUUGGCGCUGACUUCAGCAGAGUAUCUGGCCUAUCAGUGUGAGAAGCACGUCCUCGUCAUCCUCACCGACAUGAGCUCGUACGCCGAGGCUCUCCGAGAGGUGUCUGCAGCCAGGGAGGAAGUGCCGGGCCGGCGAGGUUUCCCCGGUUACAUGUACACGGAUUUGGCGACCAUCUACGAGCGAGCGGGCCGAGUGGAAGGACGUAACGGCUCCAUCACCCAGAUCCCCAUCCUCACCAUGCCCAACGACGACAUCACUCAUCCGAUCCCCGACCUGACGGGUUACAUCACCGAGGGACAGAUCUACGUGGACAGACAGCUCCACAACAGACAGAUCUAUCCUCCCAUCAACGUGCUGCCGUCUCUCUCUCGUCUCAUGAAAUCUGCCAUCGGCGAGGGAAUGACCCGCAGAGACCACUCGGACGUUUCCAACCAGCUUUAUGCGUGUUAUGCCAUAGGGAAGGACGUCCAGGCCAUGAAGGCGGUGGUGGGGGAGGAGGCUCUGACGGCCGAUGACCUGCUCUAUCUGGAGUUUCUGACCAAGUUUGAGAAAAACUUCAUCGCCCAAGGUGCCUACGAGAACCGCAGCGUGUUUGAGACUCUGGACGUCGGCUGGCAGCUCAUGAGGAUCUUCCCCAAAGAGAUGCUGAAGAGGAUCCCUCAGAGCACCUUAGCCGACUUUUACCCCCGAGAGGCCAAACAUUAAGCCUGUCCUCCACCUGUCCUCCACCUGUCCCGCCGCUUCCUGUGACGUCUCGCUGCUCACAUCCAGUAAAGUGUUGUACCGUCACACGUGACGCGACGCUGUAAACCUCUCGUAAAGACACUCGUGACACAUCGACAUUCCUGCUUCAACUACCAGAAACUCCGGGAGGGAAAUCUGACGGCGUCCCGCUGAGGGGACAGAGCGAGUCAGGAGUUCAUGUCUUUAGCGUCUCAGCGAUGGCGAUGACCACAUUUGGAUCAUCGAAAUCGUCCUUCCUUUCACGGACUUUUGGACUCAAAGUUGACGGCGGCAUCUUGGGAAAUACGCUUAUUCCCUUGAUGGCUUUCCGACACGAAAGCGUUUAAGCAGCGAGUCAUCGUGUUAUAGUCUGUUUAUUGCAUGUUGAUGUUUUAACGUGUUUAUCCGUGAGCUUCAGAGGAGCUCUGAGGUGGGUUCUGGUGCCUUCAGACACCGAAAAAUGUCUUAAAUUCCUACAAAUAUCCUUAAAUCCAAGAA
This is a messenger RNA of Plectropomus leopardus (leopard coralgrouper), 2098 nucleotides long. It is a transcript of the gene atp6v1b2b, whose product is annotated as ATPase H+ transporting V1 subunit B2. Gene Ontology annotation, biological process: vacuolar acidification; ATP metabolic process; proton transmembrane transport. The record is from RefSeq and is a predicted model, not a curated record. Lineage: Eukaryota; Metazoa; Chordata; Actinopteri; Perciformes; Serranidae. Gene Ontology annotation, molecular function: proton-transporting ATPase activity, rotational mechanism; ATP binding. Gene Ontology annotation, cellular component: proton-transporting V-type ATPase, V1 domain.